Leishmania braziliensis MHOM/BR/75/M2904 is the source of this 1575-nucleotide messenger RNA. RefSeq lists its product as hypothetical. The record is from RefSeq and is a predicted model, not a curated record. Lineage: Eukaryota; Euglenozoa; Kinetoplastea; Trypanosomatida; Trypanosomatidae. The transcript has a single exon. Bases 1 to 1575 code for a protein of 524 amino acids.
AUGCUCGUGAUGGAGGAGCAGCUGGGCCGCCAGACCGUGCACACUGCAGAGCUGGAGGCACGGCACGACAUCACUGCUCUGCUAGUUCGCUCCUACUUCGUGGUGCCGCCAUCGUGUCCACACCUGGUGGGGAGGUCUGUUCAUUCGGAGCCAGACGUGCAGCCGGAUUGCCUGGCUGCCGCAUCGAGUGGCCACAGUAAGGAAGACUGUGACAAGGCAACGAAGCAACCGUGCAGCACAGAGUCCCCUGCAGGAUCGCCGUCGACAGCAGAGCUCUCUCAGAGCCACAGGCAACCCUCUCGGCAGAGCUGUGCGAUGGCACGGCAAUGCGAAGACGACACACGUCGAAGCUCUGACUUGCAGCAGCUCUCUUCGUUGUGGAGGCAGCUAUCUGACCUCGAUGAACGACUGGCCGAAGUAGAGUGGACAGUGAUGCAGUGCCGAGGGGCACCACCGAUGAGCGACACGUGCCAACCUCAAAAAAGCCACAUCAACUCGUUCAGACCAACGAUGGACGACUUAGUCGCUCUUCUCGACUCUCUUCUCACAUCGCGAGAGGAGACCCGCGCGCCUCAAUGGGCCGCAGUGACAGCCGGCACAGCGCUACCGCCGCCGAUCCACUCUCGGCAGCAGCACACGCUAGCCAUACUUGCCAAACUACGCGAUGCGCUGCGCAGUACCCAGGCCUCAUACAAAGCAGCCACGGGCAUCCGCGCACACGUCUCACUGGAGACGCUCCUGCAGCUGCCACCUGAGACUCUGCUGCUUCUCACAUGCACUAACGAUGGCAUGCGCAAUGUACGCCAGCCUCAAUCCUGUCAUUCCUUCAGUGCCUCCGGUGGAGCAGCAGCGUGGUGUGACCUCCGGUCAAGCACUUCGCUUUACACGCUGUGGGCCGCGCUCAUGGAUGCGGUUGACAUGUUCCCCUGCUUCACGCUCCCUGCGGCAGAGGCGCUCUGGGCAGCGGUGCUGUGGAUGCACACGUGUGCUCCUCUUGCACCCUCAAUCCACGGCGAGACGCCGGCGCCAGCGCCUGCGAGCCAACGCAGCCACGCCUCGGGAGGGGACACAGCGCCUCUCGACCAGACAGGUUUUGCGCACACAGCGACGGGCAAGGGAGGGGGAGGCAGCCACUCUCGACCUCUCCGAGCUACAGCACAGCCGCCGCCGCAUACAGGCUCCAUCUCUACGUUGCAGCACCGAUCGGAAAGGAGUGCUGUAGAACCUCGACAACGGCGCUCUUCCUCGGAGACGCCUCAGCGAGGGGCUGCAUGCCACAAGGGCGCCGCCGCCUUGGCCGUGCAGAGUCGCUUGCAAGAGGAUAACGAGCGAUGGGCGUACCGAGACUUCCCUGUCCGUCAUCGAUACACGGCGCCGACUGUGUACGAUGACCUCUUUCCCUUGCCGACUGCCGUGUCAGCGUUUAUGGAGCCCCCGCUGUAUACCGCGGCAUCGCCGUCAAUGUCGGCCGAGCAGAACAGCGGUCCCGCCGUCACAGCUGCGACGAAGUCUGCGGCGGUCACCAACCUCAGCUUCUACACCGGGCCUGCCCGCAGACCACGGCCGCUCGUGUAA